AUGCGUUUCUCUCUCAUUGUGAUUCUCGCGAGUGCGUAUGCACGUGCGUCCCUUGGUGGUACUCUUGAGAUCAUUGAUAUUGACAAGAAAUGCGCGAUCUGGUCCAAUGACAAUCAUGGCUGCACGGGGUCUUCCGCCUUCUUCAGUCAACUUGAUGGAGAUUAUUGUUCAAAGUUGGACAAAGUCGCCAACAGCACCCAUCCAGGCUACCCUAUGCGUGGUGCGGAGGCUUGCGGCACGGAAGACAAUUCAUCCGCUGCAUGGGUUAAGGUUGAAGAAACCGGCGUGAUCACAUUCUACAAUUUUCAAGGAAACAAGUCGAGAUGUACAUUGGACAAUGGACUCAAGCAUGGCAGCCGGUGCACCGCCUCAGACGUGCUACCCGCCACCGAAUCGUCCUCUAUCAAGUCGUCCUACGCGCAAUCGUCCACCUCCGAACCGUCUUCUAUCAAUCCCUCUCCUAUCGCGUUGUCUUCUGCCAUGUCUUCUUCCGCUUUCACGACGCUGGAAUCUUCGUCCUCAGCUACGAAGCCAUCGACCACUUUCCAGACCGCGCCUAUCUCUGAUUGUUCCUGA
Messenger RNA from Penicillium brevicompactum, 576 nucleotides. RefSeq lists its product as uncharacterized. Lineage: Eukaryota; Fungi; Ascomycota; Eurotiomycetes; Eurotiales; Aspergillaceae. The record is from RefSeq and is a predicted model, not a curated record. The transcript has 2 exons. The coding region runs from base 1 to 576 and encodes 191 amino acids.